AAAUAAAGGAGACGAAGAAGGCGUGUUUGAAGCAGUGAUUCGAUUCGAGUAGAACAUGAGACGGGUGGCGGAUUAUGCAUAUGUUGGGAGUAAGUAAUUGAUGAUGUGUAAAAUAUUAAAGAGAGAGAUACUAACAGUGCGUAGUGUAGAAAUUACGCGUGACCCACCUGGAGUCGGAGUCGGAGUCUUGUUCCCUUUUUAUUGAGAGGAUCCCCUCCCUCGUGUCGACACGAUCGUCCAAAAUAGGGAAGAGGGAGGGGGUUCUUCUUCUCCUCGAUCCGGUUGAGGACUUUGAGGUAGAGAGAGGCAGAGGCGACGAGGAAGGAUCUGAUCUAUCGAUGGCGCGCGUUUCGCAUUCCAGAAAGCGGACUAGGGCUCCCUCCAACUCCAACUCCAAGCCCACUUCACAAACCCAACCGCCGCCGCCGGAGCUCACCGACCGCCCUGUCCGCGUCUACGCCGACGGCAUCUUCGAUCUCUUCCACUUCGGCCAUGCCCGCGCCCUCGAGCAGGCCAAGUUGCUGUUCCCCAACACGUACCUGCUAGUGGGCUGCUGCAACGACGAGCUCACCAACCGCUACAAGGGCAAGACCGUCAUGACCCAGGAUGAGCGAUACGAGUCCCUUCGCCACUGCAAAUGGGUUGAUGAGGUCAUUCCUGAUGCUCCAUGGGUCCUCACGCAAGAGUUCAUUGACAAACAUCAGAUUGACUAUGUUGCUCAUGAUGCACUGCCUUAUGCCGAUACUAGUGGAGCUGCUAAUGAUGUCUAUGAAUUUGUUAAAAAGAUUGGCAAAUUCAAGGAAACGAAACGGACAGACGGUGUAUCCACAUCAGACCUCAUAAUGAGGAUAUUGAAGGACUACAAUCAGUAUGUCAUGAGGAAUUUAGCACGUGGAUACACAAGGAAAGAUUUAGGCGUAAGCUAUGUUAAGGAAAAGCAACUCCAGGUCAACAUGAAGAUAAAUAAACUGCGAGAGACUGUAAAGGCGCAUCAAGAAAAGUUGCAAACGGUGGCGAAGACAGCUGGAAUAAAUCAUGAAGAAUGGUUGGCCAAUGCAGAUCGCUGGGUUGCUGGUUUCUUGGAGAAGUUUGAGGAACACUGCCACAACAUGGAAACUGCCAUCAAGGGGCGUAUCCAGGAGAAAUUGAGGAGGCAAACAAGCAGAGGGAUAAUUGGGGGUCUAAUGCAGCAACCGGUGGCAGCGUAAUAAGUUGUAGAGGAGAGAUGACGUUGAGUUGGAGUAAGCUGCCCUGGGGUCACCACGGACGAGAAAUGUAGUGAAGAUGCCUUCUUGGUUGGCGGUUAUAGUGUGAGUGUGUGCUUGUGUCAUGGAAUGUGAUGCUUGUACGAGUUGUUACAGCUUAAUUACAUGGGAGAGGCUUUGUUUCUUGUUUAUUUUUUUGCGGGGGGUGGGGGUGUUGGUUUCCUUGUAUACAAAUGUCUAUAGCAGAGGCGUUUGGUGCAUAAUCCAGAGUGUGUAGUAGGUGUUGGACAGAUGAAGUUGAGUGGUACUGUAGUGUUGUUGUUCUCUUCCCUUGGGUUUUGUCUGUAACGUCGAGAGGGAGAGAUGUUGACGCUGGCUGAAAGCACAACACAAGCAGAGUGAUAUUAUACUACUACUAGUAAUUUACUUAUUA
This is a messenger RNA of Oryza sativa Japonica Group (Japanese rice), 1638 nucleotides long. Its product is annotated as choline-phosphate cytidylyltransferase 2. Lineage: Eukaryota; Viridiplantae; Streptophyta; Magnoliopsida; Poales; Poaceae. Gene Ontology annotation, molecular function: choline-phosphate cytidylyltransferase activity; phosphatidylcholine binding. The record is from RefSeq and is a predicted model, not a curated record. Gene Ontology annotation, biological process: CDP-choline pathway.